AUGCGAGCCCCGGGUGCGCGUGGUGACGAAUGGGCGUCGAAGGGGGUGGGGGCCAGGCCCGCGUUCCCUCCUCCCCGUCCCCGGGGACCCCGGGCGCCCCGUGUCGCCGGAAGCCGCAGCGCCGACCCGUCCCCGGGGACCCCGGCCCCGUGUCGCCGGAAGCCGCAGCGCCGACCCCUCCCCGCGCGCCCGCCGCCUUAUCUGGGCGCCUGCAGGGCCUCGCGGAGUGGCGGCGCGCGGGGAGGGACGCGGGGCGGUGGCAUGGGCCGGGGGCCCCGGGGCGAGGGCCGCCUGCCUGGCCGCCUGCUGCCGCUCCUGCUGCUGCUCGGCCUGGGCCACGGCGCCACCGGAGCACCGCUCGCUGACGACGUCUGUGCCACCUGCCAUGAACAUGCCACAUGCCAGCAGAGAGAGGGGAAGAACAUCUGUAUUUGCAACUAUGGAUUUGUGGGCAACGGGAGGACCCAGUGUGUUGAUAAAAACGAGUGCCAGUUUGGAGCCACUGUUGUCUGUGGGAACCACACGUCCUGCCACAACACACCCGGAGGCUUCUACUGCGUUUGCCUGGAAGGCUAUCGAGCCACGAACAACAACAAGACAUUCAUCCCCAACGACGGUACCUUCUGCACAGACAUAGAUGAGUGUGAAGUUUCUGGCCUAUGCAAGCAUGGAGGACGAUGUGUCAACACGCACGGGACCUUUGAAUGUUACUGUGUGGAUGGAUUCUUGCCAAGGAAUGGGCCUGAACCUUUCCACCCUGGCAGAGAUGCUACGUCAUGUGUAGAAAUAGACUGUGGCACUCCCCCGGAGGUCCCAGGUGGUCACAUCACAGGAAAGUACACAUCCAGACCAGGAAGCCAGGUUCACUAUGCUUGCAAAGAAGGAUUUUUCAGCAUUCCAGAAGAUACAGUCUCCAGCUGCACAGUCCUGGGCACAUGGGAGUCCCCAAAAUUAUAUUGCCAAGGUGAGUUUUCAAACGGUUCAGGCUCGCAGUGGGACCAUCUUGAGAUCACUUUCAUAUUUCUCUCUAAGUUUCACUUGGAACAGUAAUUGCACUGAGUAAAUCCCUUUUUGU
This is a messenger RNA of Castor canadensis (American beaver), 1075 nucleotides long. NCBI's taxonomy places the organism in Eukaryota, Metazoa, Chordata, Mammalia, Rodentia, Castoridae. The record is from RefSeq and is a predicted model, not a curated record.